This is a messenger RNA of Cynoglossus semilaevis (tongue sole), 2159 nucleotides long. It is a transcript of the gene tcaim, whose product is annotated as T cell activation inhibitor, mitochondrial. Gene Ontology annotation, cellular component: mitochondrion. Bases 108 to 1583 code for a protein of 491 amino acids. Lineage: Eukaryota; Metazoa; Chordata; Actinopteri; Pleuronectiformes; Cynoglossidae. The record is from RefSeq and is a predicted model, not a curated record. The transcript has 10 exons.
AGUCCAUGAUGUCUGUAGUGAUGGUCUGUUGUUUUAUCUGAGGAAUGGAGGAUUAGCAGAGGUGAAGCCAUGGGUUCCAGCACAUCUGUCGACAAGCAGCUUCAACAAUGUCUGUGAAGUGGCUCCUGCGGUGGACACUCGGGUUAAAGAGGACAAAUGUGGCCCCGUGUCUUUUCCAACAGAGAGCUCUGUCAGGAGCUGAGGCCGUCAACGCACUAAGACCGUUUUAUUUUGCCGUCCACCCAGACUUCUUUGGUCAACAUCCCAGGGAACGGGAAGUGAAUGAAAACUCUUUAAAAAGACUGAAUGGCUACUUAGAGAAUCUGCAGAAACCUGGCUUACACUCGGUUAAGCCAGUGAAGCUCACCUUUUACGUCCGGGACACAAAGGACGGCAGUGACGUGCAGACGGAGCUCACCCCAGGAUUUCGGUCUGUGAGUAUCACCUUGCACACCAGUGACGUCUUGAGCACGGUGAUGAACGUAUUAAAGUCGUGCAGUCUGUCUGUGGAGCACAUGAAGGGACUGAAAGGAAGCACAGCAGUCUCCCAGAGUCCACCUGGGGGAGAAGUGCCUUUCUACAGACCUAUCAAAUGGGACAAGAGCUACUACACCUUCACUGGCUUCAGGGACCCUGAACAGGAGCUGGAACAGGCCAGGAGAGUGGAGCCUACACUCAGCCUGUGGUUAAGAAAAAUCGAGCCUGAGGCCACGAAGAAGCACAUCGCUAGUCUUCCUCGGAGAGAAGAGCUGAAGAGACUGACCAAGGAGCUGUGUCACAAGUUUGACCUGGUCGACAUCAGGUGGCAGCGCAGCUGGGGCGUGGCCCACAGGUGCUCCCAGCUGCAGAGUCUGAGUCGUCUGUCCCAGCAGAACCCUGAGGCCCUCAACACUCUGCAAGGCCACACUGUGGUGUUUGCUGACCUGUCAGGGAUGAACGCUUCUGGACACGUCCUACUAGGAACUACAGAUGUUCAUCAUCAGUGGACCAAACUCUUUCGGCAGCUCCCCAGCUAUCGCAGCCUGCAGCAGCAGACGGAUUUGCUGAAGGACAGGAUCAGCUUCCUCCUGGGUGGUGCCCAGGUGGGCCAUGUUGAGACACUGGGUCUGGUUCAGCCCAUUGCAGAACACUACAGCACCCUGAGUACGUUUCAUAAGAGCCUGAUGUCCCAACAUCUUCGCCUGCACCCAAGGAGCCUUCAGGGUCUCACCACGUCACUGGAAAAUGAUCGCUCAAAUCCUAGUCUUCAUGAAAUGGGACACUUUAUAAUCCCCACCAAAUGUGACCCACAUAAGCUGCAAGUUUUCCUCCAGAGCCAUGCGGCUGAAGCAAGGCAGCGCAACCAGCGCAAGAUCUUGCUGCAGGAGGAGGAGGAGGCUCUGUUGAAGCAGUGUGUCCACAGUCUGUCCCUGAAGAGUCUGCGCAAGGAUCCCAGCGUCAGCUCCAGUCAGAUGAUCACGUGCUGUAAAAGGCUGCUGGAGCAGCGCUCACCUCUCAUGCAGGGUCUCCACAUCUGCGUCUCCCACUUCUACUCUGUCUUGCAGGACGGUGACCUGUGUGUCCCCUGGCACUGGAAGAGCUGACAUUGUUUUUGUUGUACUGGGUGCUGCUCAGACACCAAAUCUGCAUCAAACUGGGUCGUUUUGUAUGUCAGAAGGUCGUGGUCCAUUGGUCAGCCCUCAGCGGGAAUGUUGACAUUUCCUGUAGGACAAUUAAUGUGGGCUUGUCCAAUCAAAGGCACUUCAGAAUCACGUUUAAGAGAGUGCAAUCGUACUGAAGCUGUUAAAUUUUUUUUUUUUUAACAAAUUGGUUUGUCCAAGUAUUAUUGCUGUUGUGCAACGUUCACUGAGAUAAUUGAGUCAUUGUUUUGUUAACAAAACAUUUAGUUCAGGCCACUCCAACAUGUCCUACUGUUCUGUGUCAUUUCCUUGAAAAUUAAACCUGGCUGUUACCAAUGUAAAGCAAAUGCAGAGAUCAUUGAUAUAUGCCUUUCAACAUCAGCUCAGUAACAUCAGUGAUAUGGAACAUUCAGUGGUGUACCGUCAGGUCAGCAAAGCAACGCACGGAUAAUCUGAACAAAUGAGUAACUGAACUGAUCUUGAGGAAAGAGAUUAUUUUUUAAUCAGAAGUUUUGGUGAGUAAAUUAUUAUAUAAUUAUA